Messenger RNA from Sorex araneus (European shrew), 459 nucleotides. RefSeq names its product GRB2 binding adaptor protein, transmembrane (gene GAPT). NCBI's taxonomy places the organism in Eukaryota, Metazoa, Chordata, Mammalia, Eulipotyphla, Soricidae. The transcript has a single exon. The record is from RefSeq and is a predicted model, not a curated record. The coding region runs from base 1 to 459 and encodes 152 amino acids. Gene Ontology annotation, cellular component: membrane.
AUGAUAAGAAGCUAUGAAAACACUUCAGUGACCAUUUAUAUAGGAAUUUCUCUUUUUAUAUUGUUGGUGAUGUGUGUAAUUGGAUGCUUUUGGCACCGGAAACGCUGCAGUAUAAGAAAAUUUACCCUACCAAGUAUUUUGAAAAUAGGAAGAAGCAGAAAACUCUCUUCUACUUCCAAGAUUACACACCAAAGUCAGAAACCACCAGUUCAAACUGAAGACUACAUAUUUGCGGGUGGAGAGUCUAAGAUAGAGGUAUGCUAUGAAAAUUUGAAGAUGGGUCCUCUUAAUACUGAAGAAGGAAAGGAUGAUAAACUUUAUGAGAACUCUCAGCAGUCCAAUUUUGAGGACCACAUCUAUGGAAAUGAGGCACCAUUUGAUUAUAAUAACUCCCAGAAGUCCGGUGCUUCUGAAGACUGCCAAGAUGAAGACAUAUAUAUUCUUCCUGAUAAGUAUUAG